AUGCUGUCGCAAUACACUCUCUCGGCAGUGGCGCUUUUGGCGUCGCUCGCCCAGCCUGCCCUCGCCCAGGUCUCGACCAAAUGCAACCCGAUGAAUACCACUUGUCCAGCCGACCCGGCCUUCGGCAUGGAUUUCAACUUCAACUUCAACGCCACUCCCUCCACCGAUGCUUGGGAGACCACGGUCCGCCCUGUCAAGUACACCAGCGAGAACGGGGCCGAGUUCACGAUUAGCAAGCAAGGCGACUCCCCUACAAUCCGAACCAAGUUCUACUUCUUCUUCGGCCGCACUGAGAUCCACAUGAGAGCAGCUACUGGCAAGGGAAUUGUGAGCUCCAUGAUGUGGCUCAGUGAUACACUGGAUGAGGUUGAUUGGGAAUUCCUGGGCGUCAACAACGACGCUUUGAGCAACUACUUCGGCAAGGGUGUCGAAGACUUCAAGAACGGCGCCGAACACCCCGUCACGGGAAGCAUUCAUGACGACUUCCACAACUACACCACUGUCUGGACCAAGGAUCAGCUCGAAUGGUGGGUAGAUGGUAACAUGGUUCGCAAGCUACUUCCCGCCGACGCCAACAACACCAAGGCCUACCCUCAAACCCCCAUGCGCCUCAGUCUUGGUAUCUGGGCAGGCGGUGAUCCUCGUAUGGCUCCAGGUACCAGAGAGUGGGCUGGAGGAGACACCGAUUACGCCGCCGGCCCGUACACGAUGUACGUCAAGUCUGCGCAGGUCACCGACUACAGCUCCGGCAAGGAGUACUCCUUUGGCGACAAGUCUGGUUCGUGGGAAAGCAUCAAGAUCACUGACGGCAACUCUACCGUCAAGGAGGCUCUUCUCGCAGAGCCCAGCAAGUCUGUUAGUGAAAAGUUCGACUCGCUCAACCCUACUGCCAAGACUGCUGUCUAUGCUUCCGGCGUUGGUGUUGGCUGCGCUCUCAUUGCCUUCGGUCUCUGGUACUUCAUCCGUCAACGCAAGCGCGGUGCUGCCGAGAACCGUUUGAGAGAGGCCAAGGCUGAGGAGGAGCGUCUUGAGAUGGAACGCUUCCAGAAGAGUGGUAUCGACCCCGACUCUUUCAACGGAUCAACGGGCACCGAGUACAAUGCUAGGGAUUGGAGCAAGAACGGCAUGGUUCAAGAGAACUCCUACAGUGUCCCUGCGACUCAGGAGAAGUCCGUCUGGGAUGCCGCCCCGGCUGCUGCCGUCGGCGCCGGUGCCGCGACUGGCAUGCAGUCUUACAGCGAUUCCCGCAACGGUCAGACUCCCGUUCUGCCUCCGCUGAGAACGCAAAGCCCGAGCGCGCCCCCUUCGGGCCCCCUUCCCAUGGCACCUAGCCGCAAUGUUUCUAGCGGCGGCUACUCAAGACUCGGCUCUCCUGACCAGCAUAGCCCUCCGCCUAUGAGCCCUCCUCAUGGCGGCUACAGCGACAACGCUUUUGGCAACCAACAAGGCUUUGGCAACAACAGCUACGGAGGCGCCAACCAAGGCUACCAGGGCGGCUUCCGGUGA
Molecule: messenger RNA, 1506 nt
Organism: Colletotrichum karsti
Lineage: Eukaryota; Fungi; Ascomycota; Sordariomycetes; Glomerellales; Glomerellaceae
Product: glycosyl hydrolase family 16
Exons: 2
Coding region: 1-1506 (501 amino acids)
Biological process (GO): carbohydrate metabolic process; fungal-type cell wall organization
Cellular component (GO): fungal-type cell wall
Molecular function (GO): glycosyltransferase activity; hydrolase activity, hydrolyzing O-glycosyl compounds
Source: RefSeq, a predicted model, not a curated record